CGAUUACAUCCCCUGAACCCGAAAUGUCCUUUCAGCGGCCCAAAGAAUGGCCACAAAGCGUGUCCUUCGGGGCAGUCACACACCAGAAGAUGGACCAAGCAUCAUAUCGUCACUCCUUCAGAUACAAAAAUGCAGAAUUCCGCAGCAAAAGAUGAUAUGGAUCGUUGAAAAUCUCGAAUGCCUCGGUCGACGACAAUCCAAGAAGAGAAAGCUCACAGAUGAUGAGGAUGAAAAGCCCGAGACGCCUUACUGGUUCAGAGAAACUGUCAACGGAUUCACAGAUAAUAAUUUUAUUGCGCUGUCGUACACCUGGGAUGCUUCCGAGCAUGAAACACAGAACCCCAGGAAGGAGGGCCAUAAAAUCGAGACAAGGGAUGGACAAGAAGCUUGGCGCUCCUCGGUACGGAAUUCGGUGCUUGAAAGGAUCACAAAAUACAUGCAAUGUCAUGACGUGCCGCUUCUGUGGAUUGAUCGGCAUAGUAUCCCGCAGAAGAAAUGCAAGCAGUCAUCAUGCACACAUACUGAGUGCAGGCAGAAAAGGCAUGCCCUCGAUGCAAUGGAUCGAGUAUACUCACUGAGCGAUCACCCUGUUGCGCUACUCGGUCGGCCGAUCCAAGAUGAGGAUGAGAUGAGAACCCUCUCUUCGAUACUCAAAGGUGCCCUUGUCAAGUACCAUGAGGGCGGAUUUGCGCUGUCGAAAGGUGCAGAGUAUAACCAAGCUCGUAAGAUGCUAUGCCUGAUAUACGAAAUCACCCGCGAUAAAUGGUGGACAAGAGCGUGGACGUUCCAAGAGAACUACCGAGCUGGUCUCAAGAUGACGCUUCUCAUCCAUCACAGCGGCGAUUUCGAAGACACAAAACGGUCGAUACUCAGUGGCAGGAAACCAAUGUUUGGUGUAGUACCUGGCGAGCUGAGUGUCCAGUCAGCCAGGUUCUCGGAAAGCGCUACCAAAUUCUGUCUUGGCUUUCGCCGACAUCACUUUCUGACAAGUGAGGAUGAAGAGAUGAUCGACCAUAUACUUGCGACGGCGGGGAAGUACACCAUAUUGUUAUCACCUUCAAGUUCCAUGUCUGGGACAAUUGUUUCCGAUGUCCGAAAACGAGGCGUCACGGAGCCAUGGGAUUGUCUAGCAAUCAUUGCCAAUUGCUGCCAAUACGCGACACGUCUCAACAGUACGCGGCUUCAGGAUAGCGGUGUAAACCUAGACCUCGCGAUACUGGCCCUUCGUCUCGUAAAUGGCGAGGUUCUCAAAAACGAUGAGCCACCUGUAUCAGAACAUGAGCCAAUGGUUGAGCAGAUCAACAAUCUUUUCUUCGAUGAUUUCCGGGCCCCGGAGGGCGCGCGAAGGUUGACUUUUAACAAGAGCUGUCGUUUCGUCGAUGUUAACUUCACCAAAACUGGGAUAGUCACAAGAGGUCAUCUCUGGAAGCUGGAUGAUACCCUCCAAGCGCCUCGGUCAUCACCGCGCUUAUCGCAGCCAAGUCAGAAAGGCGACCAGCAACUGUCUGAAUAUGAUCGCACGCGGUUAAGACAGCUGGUUGAACUCGUCAAGGCAAAGAAAGGGCGCAAAGACGCAGAGAUAGUGGAGGAUAUGACGGACUUCCUUGAGGAAGAUGCCUUUGUUGUAGAUGAGGACGAGUCUUUUAGUCUACGCUAUCGAAGGCUUAUGGCGAAGGAGGUCGUCAGAGCUAUGGACGCAGAUCAACCUUUAACACUGGGCUAUCUAUGUGACCCAUCUGGAGAGGCUACAACAGCACGGGCGAUAUUCAUCCGCAAUCGAAAUCUCGAUGAGUCAGAAGAGCUGUUCAGCCAACAGGAAGAUGAUCUCACGCAUGUCUUCACGUCGCUCUGGUCGGAAGACCAGCCAGAUGAGGAGUAUCUUGCAAACGAUCUCGACCACCACGUGUCUCUUGGGGUUUGGCUUUCAGAUGAUGAACACAACGGACCAUUGCGCUUGUAUACUAAGGAGUGGGUUCUUGGUUUAUGCUUCUUUGUCGGUGCUCCGACUUAUGAGGUUGUAUUUCCGUGGCCCAGACCAUUAUCGCGGUAGCGGACGAGGACAGGAGGAUGUAACAACACUGUAACACCAGGGACAAAAAUAAUUUUAGAUAGGGGAAGGACUUUUGGGUCAGAUCACGGGAAGGCAUAUUGGUGGCGCUUCCUAGGAAAGUCGGGAAAACUUAGGAUCAUUAUCCUAAGUGACGAAAAUAUUUUGGUAAAUUUAGUGUAUCUUAGUGGGUCUUUAGAUCAGAUCAGUUGACCAUAAUACACUAUCUUAAUGUAAGAA
Fusarium oxysporum Fo47 is the source of this 2287-nucleotide messenger RNA. RefSeq lists its product as uncharacterized. Lineage: Eukaryota; Fungi; Ascomycota; Sordariomycetes; Hypocreales; Nectriaceae. The record is from RefSeq and is a predicted model, not a curated record. The transcript has a single exon. The coding region runs from base 47 to 2050 and encodes 667 amino acids.